Molecule: messenger RNA, 724 nt
Organism: Penicillium brasilianum
Lineage: Eukaryota; Fungi; Ascomycota; Eurotiomycetes; Eurotiales; Aspergillaceae
Source: the annotation of a GenBank genome assembly
AACCAGGAGAAGCUUAUCAAUUUAGUGGGACUUUCCUCUGCGCCACGAGGCUCGUAACAUUAAUGGUAUUGGAGAAUACAACUGUAAGCCAUUGAACUAUUAUCUCUGUACAAUCUCUAACUUAAUUAUCCGAGCUUGUAAGCGAGAAACCCGAAAACGAAGGCGAGCCGCGGCCGAUCGAGAGUUUCUUACGUCAUGGACUUUCGUAAGGUUACGGGUGUGGGAGAUUUCGAUUACUGCACCACUGCGCUGGACGCAGCGCUUCCGCCAAGUUUAUUGGACUCCGUCGGCGGUCAUGAAUCACUGGGGCGUCUAAUGGAUUGGAUGAGCGAGAGGUAGGUUCUUCAUCCAGUAGGAUUUUUGUGAUCUGCUGGGCUCAUCUGAUGUAGACUGGGAACGAAACGAAAACGAUCGGCGCGGAGAUGGACAAGUCCAUCCAUGUUGGAGUGUUAGUUUUUGAACCAUCUAAGUUAAGAGGUCUGGCCUCUGAUUCUUGAGUCAUAGACUCGGGGAUUGGCAAGAAGCUCAUAAUGUUGGGGUGCGUCGAGGGUGGAGAGGGUGAAAACGUGCAGUAGUGAGUUGCUUAUGAGAGGGGAUGCGACGUGUUUGUAAUCUACUUGAAAGCGGUUAACUAAUUGAAUACGGACUGGACUUUGGUACUUUUGGCAACUGUCACGAUGACUCUCGGUGUUAUUAAAAGAUCAGAAUAGGGGUUAUAGUCAUA